GGUAGUCAUCUGCGCCGCAGUCGGCUCGGCGCCCCCGCCUCCGCGAUGCCCCCCAAGAAACAGGCUCAGGCCGGGGGCAGCAAGAAGGCAGAGCAGAAGAAGAAGAAGAUCUUCGAGGAUAAAACUUUCGGUCUAAAGAAUAAGAAAGGAGCAAAGCAACAGAAGUUUAUUAAGGCUGUUACUCAUCAAGUGAAAUUUGGUCAGCAGAAUCCACGUCAGGUAGCACAAAGUGAAGCUGAAAAGAAACUGAAAAAAGAUGACAAGAAGAAAGAGCUACAAGAACUAAAUGAGUUGUUCAAACCUGUAGUUGCUGCACAAAAAAUAAGUAAAGGUGCAGAUCCCAAGUCUGUGGUGUGUGCAUUCUUCAAACAAGGACAGUGUACUAAAGGGGAUAAAUGUAAGUUCUCUCAUGACCUCACUUUGGAGAGAAAAUGUGAAAAACGAAGUGUGUACGCAAGAGAUGAAGAACUUGAAAAAGAUACUAUGGAUAAUUGGGAUGAGAAAAAGCUGGAAGAAGUAGUAAACAAGAAGCACGGUGAGGCGGAAAAGAAAAACCCAAAAACUCAAAUAGUGUGCAGACAUUUCCUUGAAGCUAUUGAAAAUAACAAGUAUGGCUGGUUUUGGGUGUGUCCUGGAGGUGGUGACAAUUGCAUGUAUCGCCAUGCACUUCCUCCUGGAUUUGUGCUGAAGAAAGAGAAAGAAGAGAAAGAAGAUGAGAUUUCAUUAGAAGAUCUAAUUGAAAGAGAGCGUUCUGCCUUAGGUCCAAAUGUUACCAAAAUCACUCUAGAAUCUUUUCUUGCAUGGAAGAAAAGGAAAAGACAAGAAAAGAUUGAUAAACUUGAACAAGAUAUGGAGAGACAGAAAGCUGACUUCAAAGCAGGAAAAGCACUGGUGAUCAGUGGUCGUGAGGUGUUUGAAUUUCGUCCUGAGCUGGUCAAUGAUGAUGAUGAGGAAGCAGAUGAUACCCGUUACAUUCAGGGAACAGGUGGUGAUGAGGUUGAUGAUUCUGUGGGUGUAAAUGACAUAGAUGUAAGCCUGUACAUCCCAAGAGAUGUAGAAGAGACGGGUAUCACUGUAGCCAGUCUUGAAAGAUUCAGCACAUAUGCUUCAGAUAAAGAUGAGAACAAAUUAAGUGAAGCUUCUGGAGGUCUGGCUGAAAAUGGUGAAAGAAGUGAUUUGGAUGAGGACAACGGAAGUGGGGCACAAGAAAAUGGGUCCAUCGAUGCCGUUCCAGUUGAUGAAAAUUUGUUCACUGGGGAAGAUCUAGAAGAACUAGAAGAAGAAUUAAACACACUUGAUCUAGAGGAAUGACAGCAAACAAGUCAAGGAAGAAAACUAGGUCAGCAUACUAUGAUCAGCGGAACUAAAAUUGAUGUUAAUUGUUCUACCACCUAGAAUCAACAGGAUGUUUACUUCCCUAUGAUGAUUCUGGAGGGCUACUGUCCUCCAAAAAAGUACUCUCCCUGCGUCUUCUCUUCUGACUUUGACUACAUCUCAUAGUAAGUUCAGAGUAGUUGAUGAUAAAUUGAAAGUGGUCAUUACAGAAGAUGAUUGUUGUUGUACUAUCCACUCUGGUAGGAAGUGUAACUGCUUCUCCAGCUUUUGGUUUUCAUUGGGCAUGUGUAAUUUCCAGGAACAACGAAUUCAUACUUAA
This is a messenger RNA of Phodopus roborovskii (desert hamster), 1654 nucleotides long. RefSeq names its product zinc finger CCCH domain-containing protein 15-like. NCBI's taxonomy places the organism in Eukaryota, Metazoa, Chordata, Mammalia, Rodentia, Cricetidae. Gene Ontology annotation, molecular function: metal ion binding; mRNA binding. Gene Ontology annotation, cellular component: cytosol. Gene Ontology annotation, biological process: cytoplasmic translation. The record is from RefSeq and is a predicted model, not a curated record.